CCGUAGUUGAGUCUCGCUAAACCAGGAAGCGAUUCUCACUAUUUACAUUCUGUUUGUUCGGGUUUCGCGGAUUUUCCUCACACUUGACCACUAUGUCACAGGAUACCUGGUUACAGAAUUAUGAUGCUACCUGCCGCCUGGCACAGGAGGUUGCUGAGAACAUCCAUGAACGGAACAGGCAGCAGAGAACAGGCGGAAACCCUGCCAAGAUCAACAUGACACUACGGGCUUCACUGCAGAAGCUCAAACAGAAUAUUGCUCAGCUGAAAGAAAGUUUGCUGCGGGCCUCGUCAUCUCGUCGGAUAAUGCAGUCAGAAGCGGACAGACGGCAGAAUCUCAUUGAUGACCUACUGACCAGAGAGAAGCAGCUCAUUGCUACUUUUAAAGGGGAAAGCACCGAUCCUCAAACAACUAGGUCAACUCUUAUGUCCGGGAUGCCGCAGACAAGCAGCGGUGUAGCGGCCAAUCCAUGGCUGGUCAAUGAGUCAGAGGAAACCAGAGGGCUUAGUGUUGGGGAGAUCAAACAACAGCAACAGAGAAUCAUUGAAGCCCAGGAUGCAGGCUUGGACGCACUUGCCGCUGUCAUCAGCAGACAGAAGAUAAUGGGGCAGGAGAUUGGCAAUGAGCUGGAUGAACAAAAUGAAAUCAUCGACGAUCUGGCGCACCUCGUCGACAAGACGGAUGAUCGGAUUCGCAACGAAACGCGGAGAGUGAAAUUGGUUGAGACGAAAUCUGCCUCAUGUGGGAUGUUGGUGGUGAUCGUGCUGCUUCUCAUCGCCAUCGUGGUGGUCGGCGCGUGGCCCGUGUAGCCAACAAGGACGGCGCUGAAGACUGCAUUGUCUCAGUGCAAUGGACGAAAUGUCUUUUGUACACUCACUCAUGCGCCCUCCCAUAUAGUCACUGCUGGAUUACAGCUAUAAAUCUUGGGUCCCGGAUCAAACUCUCAUCUCAGCCACCUCAGGCGAUUCAAUGUCCUGAUUGGUUGCAGGGUUUUAGUGUUCUCAAUAUUAAAGCAAACUUUUUGAUGUGUAAAUUGCUGAAUGCUUUUUGUCCGUGUGGAUAUUUCUGGUGAGUUUGAAUAAAUGAUGAUCGGGUUCUUCUCCAUUGGACAAAUCACUCUGAACCAUUGUUCUGUUGCGUGUACCUAGAUCCAGUCAACAUAAACAGAUGUAACACUUUCAAACUUUGUUUAUACCUCUCCUCUCCCAACAUCCGCUGAAUCACCUGCUUCAUAGUUCCACUGGAGAAAUGACUGGUUGUCAAUGGUUCCCGGAGUGUGUCGAUGUGCUCAUACAGUCUGUGUUCGCCAUCUUGGGAGGACACAGUUGGAGUCGCUGAACAUCACUUUUCCACUGAUGUCAUCAAACUAUUAAAAAAAAAAUACAAACGUGUGCAUGCUUUUUCUUUUUUUGUCUUUUAGUGGAUCAAGUGAGGAGAUUAUGUAACAUAUGACCGUCUAAUGGAGUUAGAAAUGAGUCAGCAAAAUAAGAUUUACUUGCGUGAAUGUUCCGCCAAAAAACAUUAUAAAUCACUUUACGAUUUAUGGGGGAUUAUGGCGCCCCAAUAACCACAGCACAGUA
Synchiropus splendidus (mandarinfish) is the source of this 1580-nucleotide messenger RNA. RefSeq names its product syntaxin-8-like. The coding region runs from base 93 to 809 and encodes 238 amino acids. Lineage: Eukaryota; Metazoa; Chordata; Actinopteri; Syngnathiformes; Callionymidae. The record is from RefSeq and is a predicted model, not a curated record. Gene Ontology annotation, biological process: vesicle fusion; intracellular protein transport. The transcript has 8 exons. Gene Ontology annotation, molecular function: SNAP receptor activity; SNARE binding. Gene Ontology annotation, cellular component: SNARE complex; endomembrane system.